Glossina fuscipes is the source of this 2677-nucleotide messenger RNA. Its product is annotated as protein arginine N-methyltransferase 1-B-like. NCBI's taxonomy places the organism in Eukaryota, Metazoa, Arthropoda, Insecta, Diptera, Glossinidae. The transcript is spliced from 2 exons. The coding region runs from base 222 to 1421 and encodes 399 amino acids. Gene Ontology annotation, biological process: peptidyl-arginine methylation. Gene Ontology annotation, molecular function: protein-arginine N-methyltransferase activity. Gene Ontology annotation, cellular component: nucleus. The record is from RefSeq and is a predicted model, not a curated record.
CCACAAUUACAUUUAACAUAUUGGCCGCAGUCUUUUUGUUGCUUAUAUAUGUAUUUCUUGCAAAUAAUUAUAACUUUGUAUUACAAUAAUAAUAUAAUUUCUUAUUCAUAAAAUUACUUUGACAAAUGUUUCCAUUGCUGCUUGUGCUCAUAGUUUUUUAAAAAAGAAGACGCUUAUUCCCCAGAGAAAUAAAUAGAAGGGCGCUUAUAGGAAGACCCGUUAUGAAUUCGAAAAAACUAAAAAAGUUAAUAAAGUGUUCCGGACAUGCUGAAAAUAAAAGCGCUUUUACGAUUCCAUUGACUUCCCCAAUAGACAAAAUGACAUCAUUUGAUUUUUCAAAGGACGAUCGGGCCCGCAUUGAGAUGAUUACUCAAUCACUAAAGGAUAAGAUCCGUAUUGUGUCAUUUAAAAGUGCCAUACUGCACAACAAACAUUUAUUUAGGGGCCGAGUCGUGUUAAAUCUAAAUUGCGGCGUAGGGCUUUUUGCUUUGUUUGCAGCAAAAGCUGGCGCGGCUAGAGUAUUUGCGGUGGACAAUUCAAAUGUACUUUACUACACUAAGCUAAUAGUACAAAAUAACGGCUACAAUGAUAUCAUAGAAGUGAUGAAAGGCGAAAUUACUGAGAUAGAAUUGCCAGUGGAUGAGGUCGAUAUAAUUGUUUGUGAUUGGAUGGGACAGGCGUUGUUGUAUCAGUCUACUUGCGUUGACGUUUUGUAUGCACGCGAUAAAUGGCUAAAGAAGUCCGGCGGCCUUAUAUUCCCAGAUAAGGCGAGACUAUUUGUGGCUGCCAUAGAAGAUGAGAGAUAUAAAAAUGAAAAUAUCGAAUGGUGGCAGCAUGUCUAUGGAUUCAAAAUGAACUGUCUGCGAGAAGUCGCGAUAAGAGAACCUAGACAUCACCACGUAAAAGUUGAACAGCUCUUAAGUAAACAAUACCCGAUUCAUAUGUUAAAUUUGAACAAAGCCACUUGCGAGGAUCUCUAUAUACGUAGCAAAUAUAAGCUGCAUAUGCAGCGAAGUGGACGCAUGGACGGUAUUGUCUUGUUUUUUCACGUGUAUUUUACCAAGUCGCAUACUCGUUUGGCCUUUAGUACUGAUCCUUGGUCACCGCUAACGAAUUGGCUGCAAACAGUUUUCUUUUUGGAUCAGUCAUUGUCAGUAAAUGUUAACUCUCUAUAUUAUGGAGGCAUAGAAUUGUAUUCGCCUGGGUCUUCCCACAAUCCUGAAAAUAUAAUAGUCAAUUUGGAAAUGCUUAAAGGAGAACCCUAUCACGCUGAGUUCGAGGCUGCAAUGAGUUGGUAUAUGAUAUCUUCAAGAAUUCCGCGAUGUGUUGUAUUUAAAGCGACCGAUUGUUCAAAUAGUGAAGCAGAUGGUAGCCAAGGUGUAAACCGUUUUCAAAAACACAAGAAUAAGAUCAUAAAAUAACCUUUAUAAUAUUUUAUUUUUCCUCUUUUGCCAUUCUGUGAAUUGCUUUACUUAAGAAAAGAAAAAAUCGAAAAGGAAAUCGUAUUUGGCUACAAUCAAAUUUUUCUUUCAAUAAGACAAAAGCUUAAUCCACCCAUACAAAAACAUUCUUUAUAAUCCAGUGCUAUGUGUAUAUCUAUUUACUAUUUUAUACUCGGAAAUCUUAUAUAUUACUAAUAAAUUUAAUUAUAUAAUGUGGUCGCAAAUAUGCGUAACAUAGGCAUUGCGAUUUGCGAAGUUGCUGCUAUGUAGGCAACUGAAGACUUCUGUAGCCAUACUAUCAGAUUCGUCAUCCGAAUCUGCAGAAGAAUUAUUUGUGUCGGCAGUAAUCCCUAAUAUGAAUAUGAAAACCGUGCUAUAGCACGCUUACAUAAAGACCCUAUAUAUGUCAAAUCCAUAGUGUACCUUGAAAUUCUACGUCAACGAUGUCAAAUCAAUAUAUAAAUUCUCAUUGUAUAGUAGAUAUGAAAAGUUUUGCAAAAUUUUCCAUAUGAAUUAAUUUCCAUGUCCGAUUUUAAUCUCUCUAUAUACCAAACUCCGAUAAACUAAGAUUCAAUUUGUAUUUAAAUGGAACUAUAUUUAAGACAUAAGACGAUUGCUUUUGCAAAUGGCUCACGUGACGUUGCUGACAAAGAUUUUAACAGCCCCGUAAUUACAUCGUUCCACACGCCGCAAUAUGCGCACGACGAUAUAUAAUUUGAUGCCAGUUCCGCAUUUUAGCAAUUUAUGUCCACUAAAUGAACAAUGCAAUGAUUUAACGAUUUCAUUGCUUUUUAUCACGAUGGUUUUGCUAAUAAAAUUUUUGUCAAGAAGUGGCAUUUAAAGGAAUCUAAUUGGAUGUAACAACAACAAUUAAAAUCAAAGUUUAUACCAUAAUUGUGGAGACAAAAAAAUACUGAUUUUAAAAAUUAUAAAAUUUGAAAUUGAAAGCAUUGCCUAUUUAAUUCAAAAGUGAUAAAAUUGAAAUAAAUUUCAAUUUUUCCAAGAAAAAUUUGUUGUCUUUGGCGUACAUUUCUUAUGACUGUUCUGUAUGUAUAAACAUGCGACACAGGGCGACGUCACGUAAAGAAAACUAGCAAGCUUUAACAAUAAAGCCAAUGAAAGGUCAACUAGAUAAAAUUGGUUCUGUUGCGUUAACAGAAACAUCAUUUCCCAUGUCUUCACUUUUAGAAAUGAGGUUGAUAACUAUCUUGGCACGUCUCCUAUUUAUAAACAGA